AGAUCUUUAAAAUUUUACUUCAACCCGCUCUGCCUUGCACCUGUCCGUAAAAGGACCAACCCGCCCCGCCUGAAGCGAAACCCACCCGCUCCACAUCCGCCCCGCGCCCGUUUAAAAACUCUUUAUAAGAGGGAUUUACAAAAUCCAGAAACUUUUUUAGAGUAUAAAUAUGUUGAGCUAAGUCUAAUCGAAGCCCAUAUUAGGGCUUGAAACUCAAAAUCAAUAAUUCAUCGCUGGCUGUAAGAAUCUCAGAAAAAUGUCAUUCAUCGAAGAAUUUCAAGCCAAUAUCGAAGCUCUUCCGAACCAUUUGCGGAGGAAGUAUGCGUUGCUGCGUGAUUUGGAUAAAAGUCUGCAAGGAGUCCAGACCCAAAAUGAACAAUGUUGUGACAAAGAAAUAGAGGAUAUGAUACAACGUAUUAAGGCUGGUAAUGUGACACCAGACUCUUCACUAAUCAAAUUCUCUGAUGAUGCAUUGGAUGAGCAAAAGCAUGCAAUCAGGAUUGCUGAUGAAAAAGUUGCACUUGCUUCUCAGGCAUAUGAUCUGGUAGAUGCUCAUAUUCAGCAGCUUGAUCAGUACUUGAAAAAGUUUGACGAAGAUCUCCGGAGAGAAAGGGAUACUGCUGUUGUUACUGGAGCUCCUGCUACCACUGUUGAAAAUAACGUCAAAUCUGGAAGGUCUGGUGAGGGUAAGGGAGGGCGUAAAAAAACACGUCUUGCUACAGCAGCUGCAGCUACAGCCACUGCAGCAACACCAAGUGGAAUGGACUUGGAUCUGCCUGUUGAUCCAAACGAACCAACAUACUGUUUCUGCAAUCAAGUUAGCUAUGGUGAAAUGGUUGCUUGCGACAAUCCUAAUUGCAAAAUAGAGUGGUUCCACUACGGCUGUGUUGGCCUCAAAGAACAGCCGAAGGGGAAAUGGUUUUGCGCGGAUUGUGCAGGAACGCAAAAGAAGCGGAAAGGAAAGUGAUAGAAAUAGAAGAAAAUCACCCAGUAUACUGAUUUUAGACGUUUUAGCAAUGGGAUAAAUUUAUAUUGAUACUGUAAUUUUGUUAUGUGUUGGCUGUUUUCUUGACAAUGCUUAUGUCUAUUGUUCGACUCUUCUGGUAAAAACCUUUUCUGAGUCCAUUACUCAAAUGGUCAUUCAACUAUUCGAAAUUA
This is a messenger RNA of Solanum verrucosum, 1158 nucleotides long. Its product is annotated as PHD finger protein ING1. The record is from RefSeq and is a predicted model, not a curated record. Gene Ontology annotation, cellular component: nucleus. The transcript is spliced from 7 exons. NCBI's taxonomy places the organism in Eukaryota, Viridiplantae, Streptophyta, Magnoliopsida, Solanales, Solanaceae. Bases 257 to 967 code for a protein of 236 amino acids.